This is a messenger RNA of Porites lobata, 8961 nucleotides long. Lineage: Eukaryota; Metazoa; Cnidaria; Anthozoa; Scleractinia; Poritidae. The record is from the annotation of a GenBank genome assembly.
AUGGCGGAAUCAGUUGUGAAUGAGACAGUAGCGAAUCUCUCGGCUACUGUAAACGACACUGCGAAAAAUGUAACUGGCAGAGCAGCGGCAACUCCUGAAGGAUUGUUUGUGGCGUAUUCUAGUUUGGUUUUAAUGGCGCUUUUACCAAUAUUUUUCGGAUCAUUCCGCUCUGUGAAGUAUCUGAUCGAACAGAAGGUUAGUUGAUCACGAAUUUUUCUCAUUGAUUUUUCAAUAGCUGAUGUUUUUAGACAGGGUUUAUAUAGUUAUUUUCAAAGUUCUUCUGCCGUCUUAUGUGUUUGAUUUCACUGCAAAUGGAACGUUUCUUGAACUUAUUUUUUCGGCUUAAGAUCAUUUAAAUUUCGUUUAAAUUAAGAUUAAAGCUUACGUGUAUCGAAGUCUGUGGCCCAUUUGUUCAUGACCUUUUGAAAUGUAACCAUUGGCGGUGUUGAUCAUAGAACUGAGUUAAUUUUAAUGACACUGCGAAGUUGAAAGUUUUCAAAGUAAUUCACUCUCAUCCGCUUUAAGUUUUCCUUGAUACAUUAAGCCUACACGUGUAUUCCUCUUCGUAUAUUUCCCCAACAGUUUUUUCUUUAUUUUCUCAUUUGAUUUUAUGGGGGAUUUUCCCUCUUAAGACAAAUUUAUAGGCAACUUUGUAGGUUGGCCCUAUGUAAAAAAAACUCCCUAGAAAAAUCUAAUGAAACAAAUAACUUGCAGUAAGUGGGACAGAACAUGGCAAUAAACUGGUAGGAGCCAGUCGUACUAAGUUAAUCAAUGACAGUAGAUAGAUAGAUAAGAACUUUAUUUUAGCACGAUAAAAAGAUCAGCAUUGCUGGUGGGGUCGUGCAUACUAACAAUUACAAGAAAAAUAAGAAGUACGAUUAAAAACUAAAAACUGUUAAAAAUGUUUGAAAUAGGUCGUGAAAAUGUACAAUUAAAAAUUAAAACUGUUAAAAGUAUUCGUAACCGAUAUCUCUAUUUUUGGUAGUAGCUAAGAUUGGUUCGAAAUGCAUUUUAUCGGUAUCAAAUUUUACGAGACAGCGUUUAAAUUCUUUCAAGGUUUUGGCCCCUGUUUCCUUGUUCGUUAAAGUGUUCCAUGCGAUUGCUCCUCUAAAGCGUAUGGAGUUCCUGAUAAAAUUUGUUUCUGGUCUUGGAAGAAUGAUGUUCUCAUUUCUUCUGCAGCCUGAAUUCCUCUGUAAAAACAAAUUUUUAAAUUCCGUGACGGUGUAACCUUUUAAACAUUUGAAGACAAACUCCGUUAGUCGCAGUUUGUACAUUGUUUCCAAACUAUCCCAUCCAGUUCGCAUUAAGACAUCUUCAGCGCUUGUGUCCCAUGGCAGCCCAUUUACAAUCCGUCCAGCCCUUGCAUGGAGUUUCUCCAAGUUUUUUAGGUGUGUCUUGUUGCACGAUCCCCACACUGUCAGACCGUAUGUAACUGACAGUCGUUAUCGGAAAUCAGUGGAUAUCAUAGACAUUAAUUACAGAUAGCCCAAGCUCAAAAUAUGAGCAUCGGCAUAACUUUCGAAAGGAUUUGUAUGGGGAAAAAACCUAUCAUUUCUGUAACCUACGAAAAUGAAAGGAUUUCAAUAAAAAACAGCUUACCUUACAUAAAAUGUGUGUUACAUCUCUCCUGUGUGGUCCAUGGGCUGAUUUAUGGCGGUUUUUUGGGUUGGUUUCGUAAACGGUUUUCUCUCUCAAUGUAAGGUUUACUGGGAAAUCCAGUGAAGCGGCCCGAUCGAUCCACUGAAGGAAAACGGCCGUAAAUUCACUCCAACUGCCUCCAAAUUCAGUCUAGGUAACACACAAUAGUUCUGCUAUCCAUGUGUGAUCGUUCUUCAAGGUGUAUUUGCACUGAGGGUGAAUCAAGGGUUGCCAAUUUCUGCAAACCUUCCUGUGUGAAGCCAUCGACAGAACCUUGGUUUGAACUCCACGUUACCCAAACAGUUGAAGGUAGCUCAAGUUAAUCACGCUUUUACAUUUGUGGGCUACAGAAACAAUAAUUAUUGUUUUCAUCAUGUCUGUGGUGAGCUGAUUACAUAUUGAAUGGUCCCAGUUGAGGUUGUUGUAGUGCAUUUUAAGUGUAACCUAAAAAUAUAAAUUAUGUCAUGUCCAUAACAUGCUACAUGUACUUAAUCUGUAAUGCUUAAUCUUUGGAUUGUGCACUUUCACAGAAAAAUGGAGAGAAACCAGAAAGUAUGACUUCAAAGGAUGCUGCCAUGUUUCCCAUUAUUGCCAGUUGCACCCUGUUGGGUCUUUACAUCUUUUUUAAAGUAAGUUGACUUGUACAGAUUAUAGAUUCCUGAUAAACACUCAGUCUACCUUUUGUCGCAUUCAUCAAACAUGACAAUAAUAUUAUACAUCUACAUGUAGUUCAUCAUCACCGUCAGUCCCUUUUCUACAAACAGAGAAUAUGGCAAUAAAUUGCUUAGUUACCUGAGUUUAAAUGCUGGAUCAAGUUGUUCAAAGCUGGGUUAAGAUAACCCAGGGUAAGUAGAAAAUUUGAACCCAGAUACAAGAGCUCAAAAAGCAAAUUCGGUGUAAUUCUCUGUGCCUACAAUUUGAUGAUUGGAUAUUCUAAAAAGAAUACAGAAAACUAUCCGAGAGAGUGCUUUUGAUAAAAGGAAAAAGAAACCUGGGUUAAGUUUUAAGCCUGGGUUAGUGCAAACUGGCAUUCCAACAACUUGCCCUGGGUACAUACGGUAGCAUCAAGUAAAAAAUAGUAACUACAUUGCUGAAAACCAUAACUACUCUUUCCUCCAAGUUUCUUUUCUUUUCUUUUAUUUUGUUGCCAUUAGUUAUUCAGCAAAGAAUACAUCAACCUUCUACUUACUGUUUACUUCUUUGGUCUUGGAGUAUUGGCAGUGACACAUCUGCUAAGGUAAAUUGUUUUUCAUAGUUUUAUACAUCUCUCUCAGGCUGGAGUAAUACCGGGAUGUGGUUUUUUGUGGUGAUAAUGUUCCUGGGAAUGGUUAUAUUCACCUUCCUUAGACUUGUGGUAACCUACCUUGAUUUUGUGCAUGUACUUGUAACAGCACAUUCUUAGCCUUAACUAAUACCUAUAGAAGAACACUGUACUUUACAAAUAAAAUUUGACAUCUAAAUUUCAGACCAAAUGUUGAACUUCUACUGCCAGCAGCAUUUCCAAACAAGACAUACACCCUUGAUCUUACGGAGGGUAAAGGUGAUAAAAAAACAGGUAUCAAUUUUGGUACAUUGUGGUUUGAAAAAGUGUUCUUUCAUUUUAGAGUGUGAUUUUGAUUACAGAAUUAAUACUAUUUGAUUUCAGAACUGGUUAACUAUGAGUUUGACAGGAUAGACUUGCUCUGUCUUGGUGUUUCGUCUGCAUUUGGAAUAUGGUAUUUAUGGAAGAAGGUAAAGAGUUGUUUCUUUUAGGCUUCUCAUAUAGAGUGAGACACCUAAUGAGGAAACCAUUAUACAGUUUCUAUUGUAAGUGUAUAAUCAUCAAUCCUUAUCACACCUUCUGUUCCAUAGGGCAUGAACAAAAAUCUCAUCUAAAAUUCCUUUGUUUCAGAUGUGUGGCAGAAAGAACUAAAAUUAAACUGGCUGUCAAAUUUUAAAAUUCCAAUGUCCUUGUUUCACCAAUGGAUGCCAGGAGCUAAAAUGGCAACUGUCCCAAAUGAAUGUAACUGAGAUGAUCAAAAUAAUGAUUUUCAGCGAGCAAAUCAAGUUACAGUGUAUCGUUGAUUCUAAAUAUCACUGUUUGUACUUGUGUGAUUACUGUAGUAUUUAAGAUGGCUAAUUGCAGUCAAGGAAAAAUUAAUGAGUAACUUCACUAUGUUAUGAAGUAGCAGUACUUGUUGUAAGUUGGGUACAUUGUUAUAAUUUUGUUCCUCCCUCUGUAGCAUUGGAUUGCCAACAACAUAUUUGGUUUGGCAUUUUCUCUCAAUGGAGUUGAGCUUCUUCAUUUAAACACUGUUUCAACAGGCUGCAUCCUUCUUGGAGGACUCUUUGUUUAUGAUAUCUUUUGGGCAAGUACCUUAAACUGUUUACCCUUUAGUUAAUAGUGAAUACAGCAGCUGUAUGACAUGAUCCCAUAAGAAUAAAAGGUACAUCUCCCAUAACACAAAAUGCAUUGUUUAGAGCUCUUUUCUGUUCAACUGAAUUAAAAAAAAACAUUUUAUGCACAGUUAGGGAAAACAUACUGAACAUGGCCAUAUUUAAGAAAAAGCUAGUAAUAAAUUGCAGUAACCCAUGGAUAAUUCACUACUUUAACAUUAUUAUGUGCUAAGAAUAUCACACUGUGCUACUAACAUUCCCUGGUACAUGGCUGUCACUAAUAAGGGCAGGGCCAGGGGAUGGAAGUUUCCCCUGCUACUAUAUUCAUGAUCCCUAACUUCUUUUAUAGGAAACAAAAGGAAAAAAGAACCAAAUGAAUUUCCAAUAUGUUAUAUUUCCUGCCUGCUAGCUUCAUACACUAAGCAUCAUUUUUUUCUCAUUAUUGUUCAAGACAUUUAUCACAGUAACUUGCAAAUUCUCCAAAACAAUAAGUUAAUAAUUAAUAAUUAAUAAUAAUAAUAAUAAUUCACUUUUAUAGGGUGACAAUUAGAUAAUUCUGCUGUCAAGACUGCAGAACAGCUAAGGAGCUUACUUGCUAUCGCCUAAACUUUUAACUUAUAAGCUGUUCUGUUUACAAGUACAGUUUGUCUCUGUCUGUUUUGUGCUUGUUUUAUUGAUUUUGAAUUCUAUUUGAUUCAUAUCAUAUUUCAGGUUUUUGGAACAGAUGUUAUGGUUACAGUUGCCAAAUCCUUUGAAGCACCAAUCAAGUGUAGGUAUCUUGUCUGGCCUGUCAGGUCAUCUGCUAUACUGAACAGAUUGUCCUGAAUCCUGAUAAAAAGUUGGUUUUCAUAUAGCCUUUUUACAGGUUCACAAAUGAGGGACAGUAUCAAUUAUCAUGAAACUUCCUAAUUUCACUGGUGAGCCCGCUUUAUGGAGUAGGUGAACACAACAGAAAAAUUGUCGCUUUCUUUUUCUAAACUUAGAUAACAAUAGAUAUGCUCCCAAAGAAAAUUUUGCCAAGAUUUGGCAAAUUAAAUGAAAUUGAGUAAGAUCGGUAAAGUUUGAAAUGGUGCGAAUAGACUUUUAAGUGACUUUAUCAGUUUGUUGUCAUCCAAAAAUUUUGCUACCAUGGCAAUGUGACAUAAUGACUUCUCUCUAUUUACCAGUGUAAAAUAAGGACCUUUACCUUGUUAAUUACUUUUUCACAUAAUGAUCUAAUUAUUUUCACUUAUAACGUUUUAGUGAUUUUUCCAAUGGAUCUUCUUGAGAAGGGACUGGCUGCAUCCAACUUUGCUAUGUUGGGGCUUGGGGACAUUGUUAUACCAGGUGAAUAUGAUUAUUUUCAAGUCAAUGUUUGUAUGUGCACAGUACUACAGUGUAAUUUAUGGUUCUAUUCUAUCACUUGUUCACAUUUCAUUUUCUUUUAAUGUGUUUAGAUGUGGUAAUGCAUGAUAUUGAGUUCUACUCUAAAGGAAUAUAGGACUGUAAACCAAUGAUAAAAUGACGUGUUGUUAAAAAAUAUUACUUAAAUAUUAGCCACUAUUCUAUAAUUUAAUUAAGCUUCAUAGUCAAAAUAAUAAGCCAAAAAAAUAGUUCUGUAAACUACAUGUAGGUGUAUGUGGAAAUUGGAAACAAUAAGAAAAAAGUGCAUUAAAGAAAGAAAGAAAGCAGCAAAUUAACAUGCUUUUCAGUAUCAUUUUGAGAAAUGUUCAAGAUUUCAUGUAUUGGAAAGAGUUUUUACAAUGUAUGUUCUAGUAGGUAAAAUCCGUUCUAGGGUUAAGCUAUAUUUUUUUUUAUGAAUAAUCUGGGCUAGGAAACAAAGAACAUUUUGAAUCAAACAAGUGUGAAAUACCAGUUUGCACACAAAAAUGUACACCUUUGUUAGGCAUGGUAUAAAAAGUAAGCAAUAAGUAAAUUGUUUAUAAGUACUAACUCUUGUUUCUGAUGCUCUGUAGGAAUUUUUAUUGCACUUCUGUUACGGUUUGACCACAGGUAAAGAGAUUUUCCUAUUUUUUCAAUCAGCACUGUUUUUAAGUUUAAAUGUCGUUUUGGACCUCAAAUAUAUUUUUUAAAAACUCUUACCUGGUUUUCUCAUCUGAGCUGAUAACGGUUAUUAGGAUCGCCAUACUACUGCACAGUUGAGUUCCUACAAGUAUUGUAGCCUUGGAAUCUUUAUGGUUACAGUAGCGUAGUAUUCACACUUAUCCCCACUCAGUUUUAUGAGGAUUGAAACUAGUGAAUUGUAUUGUUUAAAACCUAUUUUGUCAAGUUCAACUGUAAUUGCAAAAUCCCUAGUUGAGUUACUGUUUUCUUUGUUGACAGUAGCAAGAAAGACAAGACAAGCCGAGUGUAUUUCUACUCUGGUUUCAUUGCCUAUUUUGUUGGCCUGGUAGUAACUGUUUUGGUGAUGCACACUUUCAAGGCUGCUCAACCAGCCCUGUUGUAUUUGGUGCCUGCAUGCCUGGGAACUCCCAUUACACUGGCUCUUAUCAGAGGAGAGCUUAAAGAGCUCUUUAAGUAAGUUAAAGCUAGAAAGUACUUUAAAUCCAUUCUUCAGGUAUGAUAUAAACUCCCGCCUAUAAGCUCUGGGCUUAUACAUCUUCGUGAGGUUGUUUAGGAGGGCUUAUAUCCAAUCCACUCGUUACCUAGACUACGAGUAGUCCCCCAUUUUUCCUCAGAUAGUAGAGCGAGCGAAACGCGAGCGCCCGUUAAAAUCACCCCACGCGAGAAAAGCGUGUCGCCUUUUCUCGCGUUGGGUAACUUUCACGUCCGCUCGCGUUUCGCUCGCUCUACUAUCCUUGAGGAAAAAUGGGGGACUACUCGUAGUCAACUCAUUACCGGAAUAGAUUGAGCGCUUUAAAACAAGCCAUCAAAAUACGUUAUGCAUUUCCUGGUUUUUAAUUAAGCUUCAAAACGUCACGAUAAAUCAAAUUCCUUUCAAUACAAGCAAUAGGGGGCCUUAUUUUCGGAUGUAUUUUUGAUGUUGUUGUUGUUUUUACAGGCAGAUGGGCCCUAUGGGGGCUUAAAAGCGAUAGUUUAUGGUAGUUUAUUAAGCGCAUUAGUAAUGAAGCUCCUUUGUGGUAUGUUGCUGGACUUGACCGUACACUAUGGUGAAUAGCAUUCCUAACUUUCUGAACUAACUAACCAACAGAAACGUGCCCGUUAAUUUAUUCAGUAAAUAUCUUUGAACAACAACAACAAAAACGUGUCCCGUCUUGGAGCCCCAGACCUGCAACACUAUGGUUUUCAUCUUUGAUUUUUGCGGUUUUUCAUGACCAGUCUUCUCUACUAACUACGCUAGAUAAGCGAUAUUGGACCAGCUAACUACACACAAACGGUGUCUAACUUCUAACUUUUGGGUCUUGAACAAGUGUCCAUUAGUACAAAACUUCUUCUGCAGUACUUCCAUGGUACGGCAUACCGGGAUAUCGGGUUCUUUCAUAUUUUCAACUUUUAUCUGAUACGUUAUUGAUUAUUACCAGUCUAAAUGCAAUUGCUCACUGAGAUAUUACCUUUUUAACCCUGAGAGAUCAUAUAAGGUGAAUGAUUACACUUUUCUUUUUUUUUAAAGGGAUGAACUCUUAAAGCCGUAGAAAUGCGUUCCUUGUAUCGCUGAUUUUCAGUUCUGUUUUUGGAAAAAGCGGCUAAUCUCCCUUUUUCUCCUCAGGUAUGAAGAUAAUCCGGAAAAAGAUCACAAGGAAACGGAAAAGAAGGAAGAAGGCGAAGAGGUCAAUAAUGAUGCAAAGAAAACCGAAUAAAUUAUAAGAACAAAGAUCUAGAACUAAUAAGUUUACCCCUUGUUGAACUCUAAGCUUAAACUUGACAAAACUUAGAAUUUGGAAGACUCGCCAGUGAAUCUAAAAGCGCCUACCAAAAGUUGGAACUGACAGGCCGCCAGCCGUACCGGUCAUUUUGAAAUUGAAAGAAGUUUAAAAACAAGCCUUGUCUUCGAAAAUUUUGUCUUAAAACCCCUCACCGCUGAGUGCACUAUUUAGGAAAAGACUGCUCUGUCUGGACAGACCUGAUAAAUGCUUACCGGUCGUUUCGAUGGAAGUUGAUUAGGUCGAGGAGUAAAUAGUUUCACCUACCUGGCUUAAAGAACGAAGAAUAUUCACCCCAUUUAUUUUUUCUUUUUACGCCCAAAUUGUACUUUAGUGUUCGAAAUCGUUGUGCAGUUUCACUGCUUGAGUUCGUAUCGAAAUACACUGCUGAACAGUCCGUUUUUUUGCCUUUUGGCAAAGGCGUGAAGCGCGCAAGCCUCGCUCACCCGCAGGCCUAUCGUUUGACCGCUCUCGCACGUUCUUUAUCCAGGCAAACAUACGAGCUGUUUUGUAGUCUAGUAUCGAAACGACCGGUUUCCUGAUAAAUAGUAGAGUUCCCCCGGUUCACAACUAGACUGGUUUGGCCUGCUAGUUCUGGCUAAAGGUAGUAGCGCCUUUCUCAAAGAGUUUUGUCAGAGCGCUUUCAUUUGAAUGUAAAAUCGUAGGAUUUCGUCGUCUGUUCCGUUUAAAAGUCAAAAUAACUAGAAAUCUCAUGACUUGGUCGAGGAGUGAAAGUGCUUUAAAAUAUCCUUUUACUGCCAGAAACAUUAAAUGCAAACUUGGAAAAUGAAAGGAAGAACGUCUUCGAUAUCAAAGAAAUACUCAGCGGUUUUACUUACAUAUUCUCACUCUGGCAUCAUUCCGCAUGAUAAAGUAUACAGACUCAAAAGUAAAACAGUAAACUCUUAAAAUCGAAGGCUCAAUGACAAUUCCAGUCCAGUUUUUGGAAAAAAAGAAAGGACGGUAGAGGACAGUGUGUUAAGAGAACACCUUUCUUUUGUUUGUGUAAGUCAUGGUCUUCUUAGAUGCAGUUAACUGAGAGCUAUUUAUUUAACUGUUAUUUUAAGGCGGUGGUUGAGAUUCACGCUACAACCCAUCAGUCUUGUAGAAUAAAAUAACGUUGCAU